Musa acuminata AAA Group (dessert banana) is the source of this 1633-nucleotide messenger RNA. RefSeq names its product ubiquitin-conjugating enzyme E2 5A-like. Lineage: Eukaryota; Viridiplantae; Streptophyta; Magnoliopsida; Zingiberales; Musaceae. Gene Ontology annotation, biological process: protein polyubiquitination. Gene Ontology annotation, molecular function: ubiquitin conjugating enzyme activity. The transcript has 4 exons. Gene Ontology annotation, cellular component: nucleus. The record is from RefSeq and is a predicted model, not a curated record. The coding region runs from base 944 to 1390 and encodes 148 amino acids.
UGAAGGUAGAAGCAGCUGAGCUCUGAAAGUUGCAGGAUCGCAGAUGAGUUUACUUGGUAAAAUUGCUUGGGGAAAUUGGGUUCUUAGUGACACCAUAUGUAUUCUUGUUCUUCAUCUUAACAUCGGUGGAGUAUCCAAGAUUGUAACUUUGUGUUUGUCCAUAUGCCAUAUGUCUUCAACUUCAAGAAAUUGUGAUUGAUAUCAUACUUGAACUCUAAAGAGUGGGCGAGCGCGCAAGGCCUCUUCCGAUCCUGGUUGAAAGACGAUCUUUUUUCUUGUUGUAGAGGUUGACUGCUGUCAUCCCCGAGUCCAAGAAGCAAGAACACAACAUCAUCAGAUGAAGUUGGGUUGGAGGAUCAACCAGGAAGUGACUGCGAAAGAAGGAGCUAAAGAUUUUUGUCUUGAUGCGGAUGGAAGGACUUCCCGAGUCUUCAGCCCAUAGAUUCUUCUUCGUCUUUUCUACUCCAUUCGAUGUUUUACUUCCACAAGAUAUCCAACCUCCAAUCCCCUCGACAGGAUGUGCUCAGAAGAGCGAUGGGGGGGGGGGGGAUAAGAUGGGGAUGGGACGGGAAAAGCAGUCCCCGUCCCCACAAGCCGAAUGUGACGCCCAGCGCCUGCGAUUGGGCUGUAACCCGUGUCCGCUGCCUCGACCGAGACGGAUGAGAUCCACCGUUCCGUCCCUCAAUGUUUCCACCGCCGAGCUGAUACCCGAUGCUGUCCUCCUAGUUCUUCCCCCGUUCGUCCGUCAUCUCUCUCCCUUGAGGAGCUGGUUCUCGUUCCAAUCCGGUCUCGCGGCUCAUCUACCAUCAAUUCCACUAACCUAAUGGUGUCUUGGCCAUUGUCUUAAUUUAGAGAGUUUGAUACCAUCAUGAGCUCACAGAUUUCUCUUUGUAUUCAAUCUCUUGCCCAUGUGGAUCAAUGAAGAAUCCAUUGAGGAGCUUCUAUGGCUAGCAGACGGAUCCAAAAAGAGCUUCAGGAUCUGCAAAGGGAUCCUCCGGCAUCAUGCAGUGCCGGACCUGUGGGAGAAGACCUGUUUCACUGGCAAGCCACAAUAAUGGGUCCUUCGGACAGUCCCUAUGCUGGGGGAGUUUUCUUUGUUACCAUUCAUUUCCCUCCCGACUAUCCAUUUAAGCCUCCCAUGGUCAACUUUCAGACCAAGGUUUACCAUCCGAACAUCAAUUCAAAUGGCAGCAUCUGCCUCGACAUCCUGAAGGAUCAGUGGAGUCCAGCUCUGACCAUAUCGAAGGUGCUCCUCUCCAUCUCCUCUCUGCUCACAGACCCAAACCCGGACGACCCUCUCGUCCCAGAGAUCGCGCACCUGUACAAGAACCGGAGGCCUCGCUACGAAGAGAUGGCAAGAUCAUGGACUCAAAAGCAUGCCAUGGGCUGAUCAGUGGCGAGCUCGGUGCCAAAGAGAAAGGGAGAAGUCUCUGCUAAUUAUCACUGGAGUAAUCCAAGUUUAUGUAUUGUUGUUGUAGAUGCUUAAAGACCACAAAUGAGAUUUCUCUGUAUAGAAUCUAAUCUCUUGGAGAAGGAUCAGUUCAAUAUGAUGUGUGGUUGAAGUUCUGAUAAUAUUUGACAUACUCUCACAAUUUUUUAUUAGAAAUGUCAUAUCAUUAAUUAUUUUGUUUUA